Theobroma umbraticum is the source of this 1255-nucleotide messenger RNA. The record is from RefSeq and is a predicted model, not a curated record. Lineage: Eukaryota; Viridiplantae; Streptophyta; Magnoliopsida; Malvales; Malvaceae.
GAUGCUGGGAGUAAAACUUUCGAUGUUUCUUGUGCUUGCUCUCAUUUGUUUUGUUGGAAUUGUGGUGAAGAAGCUCAUCGUCCUGUGGACUGCGGAACUGUGAGAAAAUGGAUAAUGAAGAACAGCUCGGAGGCUGAGAAUGUGAAUUACAUUCUAGCUUUUACCAAGCCUUGUCCCAAAUGCAGAAGACCAAUCGAGAAAAACAUGGGUUGUUCCCACAUGUCAUGUAUGGCACCUUGCUAUUAUCAAUUUUGCUGGCUAUGUCUUAAAGAUUGGAGCAAUCAUGGCACUUGUAAUCGUUAUAAUGGGGAUCCCGAAGAGGAAAGGAGAGAAAAGGCAAAGAAAUAUAUGAUGAGAUACUCUCACUACUUUGAACGUUGGGCGACGAAUCAAAAGUCAAUGAAAAAGGCUGCUGCCGAUAUGGAAAAUGUGCAAAGCAAUCAGUUAGAGAUUCUUGGUCGCAUUCAAAUCCUACCUGAGACUCAACUCAGUUUUCUAACAGAGGCUUGGCAACAGAUAGUUGAAUGUAGAAGGGUGCUUGCAUGGACAUAUGCGUAUGGGUACUACUUGCCUGAUCAAGACCCGGCCAAAAGGAACCUGUUUGAGUACUUGCAAGGUCAGGCUGAGUCUGGCUUGGAAAGGCUUCAUGAUUGCGCAGAGAAGGAGCUUCGACCAUUCCUGAAAGAUCAGCACUCGGAAAAUGAAUUCAUCGACUUCCGUAAAAGGCUUUCUGUGCUCACCACGGUGACUAGGAAUUACUUUGAGAACUUGGUCACAGCUUUAGAGAAUGGACUAUCUGAUGUAAAAUCCCUGAAUUCUUCAAGUGUCUCAAAGAAACCCAGACGGGAAUCGGCAAUGAAUCCUGCCGAGGCUGCUGCUGAUGCUGCUGACGUUGUUGCUGGAGCUCAAAUCUUCACUACACACACAAAGGCUUCCUUUUCCGAGAGACCAUGGAUUUGUCCUUAUUGUACCUAUAGAAACAAUGGUUCUGCCACGUCUUGUGCAAUGUGUGCAAGACGAGGUACUUGGGCUUGUGACCACUGCACCUUCGCCAAUACGAGGACCGCCACAACAUGUUUCAUGUGUCUCGAACCCCGGCAACCUUAGAUGACUCUAAAUGGGUGUAAUGUCUAUUGAAUUUUUCUGGUUCCAAACUUCUUUUAGGAUUUCAUCCACGGAGAUGAUCGGUAACAGGAUUUCAUGUUCCAGAUUAGCGAGGAAUCGCUCUUAUCAAAUAAAAUCUUUUCCUUUACUA